Molecule: messenger RNA, 1107 nt
Organism: Notolabrus celidotus (New Zealand spotty)
Lineage: Eukaryota; Metazoa; Chordata; Actinopteri; Labriformes; Labridae
Product: protocadherin beta-16-like
Exons: 3
Coding region: 1-1107 (368 amino acids)
Biological process (GO): homophilic cell-cell adhesion
Cellular component (GO): plasma membrane
Molecular function (GO): calcium ion binding
Source: RefSeq, a predicted model, not a curated record
AUGAAACGGCAAGUGCUGGUGUUUAUCUUCAUCCUCUGCCUAAAUACGGUGAUCGGGCAAGUCAGCUACUCUAUUCCAGAAGAAAUGGGAAAGGGCUCUUUGGUCGGCAACAUAGCUCAAGAUUUAGGGUUGAACGUUAGACGGCUGAAGUCUGGUAAAGCUCGUAUUUAUACGGGAGACAGCGUGCAGUACAUCGAGCUGGACAGAGAAAGAGGAGUCCUCCGUAUUAAAGAAAAAAUAGACCGUGAAGCCCUCUGCAGACAGACAACGCCUUGUGCUUUGCAUUUUCAAAUAACGUUAGAGAGCCCACUAGAAUUGUUUCCAGUUACAGUCGAAAUUACGGAUCAGAACGACAACCCCCCUCAGGUCCUGUACCCAGUCCAGACUGGAGGCUCAGUGGUGGCUGAGAUGGUUCCUCGUGCAGCAGAUGUGGGCUAUCUGGUAACUAAAGUGGUCGCUGUUGAUGUGGACUCUGGACAGAAUGCCUGGCUGUCGUAUAAACUGCAGAAAGCCACAGACAGGGCGCUGUUUGAAGUGGGCUUACAGAAUGGAGAAAUCAGAACUAUCCGCCAAGUGAGCGAUAAAGAUGCUGUGAAACAAAGACUGACUGUUAUAGUGGAGGACAACGGGCAGCCGUCUCGGUCAGCUACAGUCAAUGUGAACGUGGCGGUGGCGGACAGCUUCCCUGAAGUGCUGUCAGAGUUCACUGACUUUACCCACGACAAGGAGUACAAUGACAACCUGACUUUUUACUUAGUGCUGGCUUUGGCUGUAGUGUCCUUUCUCUUCAUCACAUGUUUGGUGGUUAUUAUCUCAGUGAAAAUCUACAGAUGGAGACAGUCUCGCGUCAUGUAUCACUCCAAUCUCCCUGUGAUUCCAUAUUAUCCACCACGUUACUCAGACACCAUGGCCACAGGGACUCUGCCACACGUGUACAAUUACGAGGUGUGCAGGACGACUGACUCCAGAAGGAGUGACUGUAAGUUCGGCAUAGCUGGUAGUCAGAACGUGCUGAUCAUGGACCCCAGCUCUACAGGGACCAUGCAGCGGAUACAGAGUGAGAAGAGCAUCCUGGACGAACCAGACUCUCCUCUAGAGUCAUUCUAA